Molecule: messenger RNA, 6190 nt
Organism: Musca domestica (house fly)
Lineage: Eukaryota; Metazoa; Arthropoda; Insecta; Diptera; Muscidae
Product: two pore potassium channel protein sup-9-like
Exons: 7
Coding region: 1267-2421 (384 amino acids)
Biological process (GO): stabilization of membrane potential; potassium ion transmembrane transport
Cellular component (GO): membrane
Molecular function (GO): potassium ion leak channel activity
Source: RefSeq, a predicted model, not a curated record
UUAAACCCCCCUUAAAAUAACGAGCUUUUCUAACACACACGGACAUUUCCCAAGUCACACUCACUGCCCGAAUUAAAAGUAAUUGGCAACACUCUCCCUCUCACAGGACAUAUGUGUGUAUUAGUUUUUCCACGUUCGUAUUCUCUUUUUCCUUUGCACUUUGUCAGUUAGUAUCCUCGUUGCCGUCGUCGUCAUCAAGCUUUGUUAAAAUUGGAAAGCGCGUGCAACAAACGUAAAAGAAAUUCGCAACAAAUCCUCAAGAAAAAUGAUGAAAAAAACUUAAAAUAUAAUCUAUCCUCUUAAUAAAAUGUGAUGUAAAAGAUAUAAGGAUACGUGGAGGAAUUAAAAUAUCCGGGAUUUCAAAUUUCAAAAUAGUGAAUGUGAAAUGAAAAAGAAAUAAAGAUAAUCCAAAUAACACGGAGCAUUUAAAAUUGCUAAUUUAAAAUAUGUGUGUUACGAAUUAAUCUCCGUGUUUUGGAACUGCUCCAAAGUGUGAUUGUGGAAAUUUAGAAAGUUAAAAAAAAAAAAAAGAAAACAACGCCCAACACAAGCCAAAAUAUGUCGGUGCAUAAUAUACCAGGUUUAUGUCCAGACUACUUGAAAAAUUCUUCCAAUAUUAAACCAACAUCACCACUGCUUCCCGAAUAACCAAUUUCAACUGCAAUUUGAACUUCCGCAAAGUAAUAAAACAAAAUUAUAAUGUCAUUUUUAUAUGCGGAAACCCAAAACAAAUAAGUAUGACAAACCAUAAACCGAGCAAAUACAUCUUCCUAUUGUCCUGAAACUGUGCCAAAACACAACAAAAACAAACAAAGAAAAAAAAGAAAACAAAAACCGCCAAAUUGAAAUAAUCCCAAAUUGUGCCAUCAACAAAAUAAAAUAAAAUUAGAAAAAAGAGUGGAUUACAAUGCUGAUGAUGAUUACGUGUUGUGAUAAAACCUAAGAGCAUGUGGAGUAGUACAGUUCAAGACCCAAUUGAAAUGAGUGUAAAAUCUAUAUAGAUAAAAAUAUCGUAAUACCCAUAAAACAAAGUCAGCGUUGCCAAUAACAAUUCAAAGAGAAAAAAAUCCAAGAAGUUAUGCAACAAUCAACUCGCCAUAACUGUUGUCGUCAAACCGCCACAUUGUGUUUGAAAGAGCAGAUCCUGAAAACACAAUCUACCGCCAACGCUGGUCCAGCCGUCGCAUUGAGAGCUGUUGGAAAAAUUGAAGAGUUCUUUUUGAUCCCAUACCGAGAACAUAUUGAAAAUCUUCUUCUCAAUGAAGAAUGAAGAAACAAAAUGUUCGCACGAUAUCUUUGAUCGUGUGCACAUUUACCUAUUUACUAGUUGGAGCUGCUGUAUUUGAUGCUCUCGAAUCGGAAACAGAAACUCUACGUUGUGAAGCACUUCAAGCUGUCGAAAAUAUGAUUAUCGAAAAAUACAAUAUAUCUGAGGAGGAUUUUAAGGUAAUGGAAACGGUUGUAUUAAAAUCUGAACCACACAAAGCCGGAAAACAGUGGAAGUUUACAGGUGCAUUCUACUAUGCGACCACAGUAUUGACCACAAUUGGUUACGGUCAUUCGACCCCAAGCACAAUUGGUGGCAAAUUAUUUACCAUGUGUUAUGCAAUUGUAGGCAUACCACUGGGUCUGGUUAUGUUUCAAAGUAUUGGAGAAAGAGUUAAUAGACUGAGCAGUUUUGUUAUACAAGCUGUGAGAAAAUCAUUGCAUUGCAAACGAACUGCCGCCUCUGAAGUAGAUUUAAUUUGCGUUGUUACAACGCUUAGCUCCCUAACGAUAGCUGGUGGUGCAGCGGCAUUUUCCAAAUUUGAAGGCUGGAGCUAUUUUGAUUCAGUAUAUUACUGUUUUAUUACUUUAACUACAAUAGGUUUUGGAGAUAUGGUAGCUUUACAAAAAGAUAAUGCUCUUAACACUAAACCCGAAUACGUUAUGUUUGCUUUAAUAUUCAUAUUGUUUGGUUUGGCCAUUGUGGCUGCUUCUUUAAAUCUUUUAGUCCUUAGAUUUGUUACUAUGAAUACGGAGGACGAACGCCGGGACGAGGCCCAAGCCAUGCAGGCUCUCCAGGGUUCAGUUAAGCUGGAAGGCGACGUAAUCACUGCAAAUGGUUCCAUACUGAGCGGUUAUGAAGGUCAUGACGGUCAAUCGUUCAGUGGUUCCAAUAUAUCAUCAAUGUGUUCAUGUCGGUGUGCAUGUUUUAGUGCAAAGCGGCAUAAAAGGCAUCAAAUGAAAGGUCGACGCUCUCCAUCAUCCCAUAUGCGACACCUGCUACCCGAAGUUGUUCCAAUGCAAGAUUUAGGCUAUGAUUCACAUAGUCUUAAUCAUCCUUUAGACGGCGUUGAUGUCGUCGAUACGAGUUCGUGUUCUCAGCCGCAAUUACUUAAAAGAAAUGUUUCUUUAUUAUCGUUUCAAUAUAAUAUUUAAUUUGCAUUUUUAUAUACGAAUCUAAUUAGCUCUAAGUUUUGCUAGUUUUUAUUGAAUGUAGAGUUUUAUUUAACAUAGUUUUCAUUAAUUUAGUAUUUUUUCUUAAUUUUCAAUAAUUAAUUAUGCCCCAACCCCCAAAAGGUUUAUUCCUAGCUAUUUAUUAAACAAAAGAAAAAGAAAUCCAAAAUGAAACUGUAUACAAGGGAACAAAACAAAAAAUAAAAUGAAAACAUUCGAUUACUAUUCUAAAACAAUUACAAAAUUACUUACUUUAUUUUCCAAGAUGGAAUAACUAAAAAACAAAAACAAAAAAAGGCCAUACUUAUGCUGAAUGUUCAACUGCUUUCUUUUUCUUAAUAGUCUUACAAAACUAAAGCAAUGUUGAAUUAAAAAUGUUAUAAUUUCAAAAAAACAAUACAUAUUUUUGUGGAUUUCUGUUAUUGUCAAAGAAAAUAAACCACUGCCAUUCCCUCUGAAAUAAAACACAUUCACACAAAUGAAAAACAAACAAACCCUUUCAAAUGUAUAUUAUCAUAAAAGUGAGAUAACACGGUGCUACUGCUAAAAAUCGGCUUUUCACUUCAAGGACAUUUUAAACUGCUAUUCGAUUCAUUUAUUUCACUUGAAUACAGUUUGUUAUAUUUAUUUAACCCAUUUCUAAGCCAAGUAUUUAUUACUUUAUUUUUUUUUCAAAAAUACCAUGAUUGAGUCCUCAACACCUAUUUAAACACUCAAUACCACAUUAAAUGUAUAAUUCCAAGAAAAAAAGCUCUGAAAAUUUAACAUCUCUUAGAAAUAUCAAAGAGAUAUGAUAACAACGGUCCCACAUUUAACUUCGAUUAUUCAAUUCCCAGAAUAGAACAGACUGGGCACAACAAGUAAGCAAAGGCUUAACGGGAUGGGUCUGCCAUGGUGAAUUUUGAAGUAAUCCUUUAAUAAAAUCCUUUUGAAAUAAUUAAGAAAAAACAUCUUUAUUAUUAAUGAACUUUGUACUUUUAGGUAUAUCCAUGGUAGAAGAAUACAGGUAGACGCGUCGACGCUUGGAAACAUAAUAAUUUAAAGUUUUUUUUUUAAAUUAGUAGAUUUUUAUAUGUUAUAUAUGGCUAGGCAUAUUAAUGUCAAAUUAUAAUGGAAAACGACGGCAAGAUUUUAGUGCGGCUCUGUAAUUCCUUUAUGAAAUAUCACAAAAUAUACCUAGCCAUGACUUCAAGCUUCUUUUGUACCUACACCAUUAGUUCUACCCAUGGCAUAAUUACAGAAGGCAGAACAAAACAACCCCCUAAAUACAAUUUUUUUCUUUUUGUGCUCUUAUUCUGUCAAAACAUACAAUUUUGUGAUAAAACUGUAUUGACCUACUAUUUUAGAUUCAAUCUUGUGAAAUAACCCCGGAAUUCCAUUAUUGUUUCGCAGGUUUUUCCAAAAAAAAAAAACAAUUUUGUUAAAAAACAUUAAAAGUAAACAAAGCCAACUGUUGCAUAUUUAAAAGUCUAUUUGACACUAUAAGACUCCAGCCCAGAGUUGCAUUUUUCUAGUUUCUUUGAAGUUGAGCAACCUCUCUUAUUGAGCCAUGGCUCUACCAUGCCAGUAAGUCUUAACCAGGUAAUUCUUUGGGAUAGUAAGAAAAAUAUUUCUCUUUGGCACAAAAAUGGGCAAAAAAAUUAAAAGGGCAAUAGGCGUGUACAAUCUCCCAACAAUUUGUACAAAUUAUUCAAAAUGCUUUUCGAUGACCCAAAGUCUAAUAUAUAUUUUUUUACUUUUGCGAACUGCACUUCAUUUUAUAAUGAACAAAUUGCAUUGUUUUGAUAAAUCAGCUGAUUGCUUGCAAGUUUUUGCCGGGAUUCCGUUUGUUUUCUUUUCAUUGUAGAAGAGCAUAAAACUACCUAAUAACGCAUUCAUACUUUUGAGGAUUAGCCCACUGGGUUUAAUAGAUCCAGUGGGUUAACAAAACUAAAUGAGUAUACGAAAACUUGCCAAAAAUUAUUUUUCGAAAAAGCUAACAUGAAGACAAUUGAUGCUGAAAAAUAAGUGCUUAUUCACAUUCUGUAUUAUCAUGACCAAUUACAAUUUUAUUUUUUUUUUUUGUUAUAGUUAGAAUGCAACAUGGCAGAAGAAUACAGGUAGAUGCAUCAACGCUUGGGAGUAUUGAUAUGCCAAAAAAAUUUAAAUGUUUUUUUUUUCAAAUAUAAGUAGAUUUUUAUAUGUUUUCUUAUCUACGUCAUUCGGAGGCUAUUAUAAUUCGCGUUUUUCAACAAUUUUUACAAAUUUAAAUAAUUUUUCAUUCAACAUUUUCGAUUCCAAAAUUGGUUUGACAGUUCAUUGUCCCAGCAGCUGUGUCGAUGCGUCUACCUAUAUUCUUCUAACAUGGAAUGCAAAAUUUAAACAAAGCCUUUGCAGAAACAUUUGCAUCUUUGGAGUGUACCAAAGUACUGCCGCUGUACCCAUUGAUGAUUUCUAUUAGUAUGUAGAUUCCACAUCGGAUUCAAAAUAGAUCCGAUCGUGAGAAGGUCUAUUUUUGUAUGGUAAAUCUGGUUAAAUAAAUCCGGUUUAAGUAAUAAAUCCUGAUAAUGUAGAUUCAUCCGAAUGAAAUUUUGUAUCUAAACGCGCUAUAAAAUUAUAAUUUUCUGUAUUCUACGAUACACACUGUUUUCACGAUCUAUUUAUAAAGAAUAUGGUGUUUGGAUUAUGCGUAUAUAUUAAGGAGUAAAUUGGUAGUUUUGACAGAUGAAUCAUGCCUAUAUUCCCCUAUAUCAUAUUGCCGUGUCAACUAAGAGCGCGUUUAGAUUACUAAAUCCAUGCGAUUUCAAAUGUCAAUUCUAUAGCGUAUACGUCAUGUAAAUUGUAAAUUUUAGCGAUUGCACCAUGGCAGAAGAAUACAGGUAGAUGCAUCAACGCUUGGGAGCAUUGAUAUGUCAAAAAAUUUUAAAUGUUUUUUCAAAUAUAAGUAGAUUUUUAUAUGUUUUCUUAUACUACGUCAUUCGGAGGCUAUUAUAAUUCGCGUUUUUCAACAAUUUUUACAAAUUUAAAUAAUUUUUCAUUCAACAUUUUCAAUUCCAAAAUUGGUUUGACAGUUCAUUGUCCCAGCAGCUGUGUCGACGCGUCUACCUAUAUUCUUCUACCAUGGUUUUGACAGAUGAAUCAUGCCUAUAUUCCCCUAUAUCAUAUUGCCGUGUGAACUAAGAGCGCGUUUAGAUUACUAAAUCCAUGCGAUUUCAAAUGUCAAUUCUAUAGCGUAUACGUCAUGUAAAUUGUAAAUUUUACUCAUUGCACCAUGGGUAUUCUUAAUUAACUGGUCAUAUGCUGAGGGUAAAUUGUUUAUUUUAAGUUAAAUUUAAGAAACAAAGUAUUAACCAACAAAAUAAAGAGCUUAAAGAGGAACGCAUAAUAAAAAUUAUGUGUUCAAUCCGAAAAGUGUCAAAAAUUUUUUGCAAAUGUAAUUUUAUUUUUAGAAAUUUGGAAACAAUAUUUAAAAUUGUUUUGCAUUUCCGAGACAAAACCCUUAUUUUACUUAAAGUUUAGCCAAAAAAAAAAUUGCCAAAUUUAUUUCAGACACAAACCGUUAAAAGAAACAGUUGCAUAGUGUAAUUAAAAUAGAAGAGCUUUGCACAAAACUUCCAUUAUUAAGUAGACAACCAGCAUUUAUAUAUUAAAAUAUAAAAAAAAACAUUCUUCCUACCAAAUUAAAAAACAGACAAAAAUGCCAUUAAAAACCCUAUCAAAAAUUCUGUUACUGUGAAAUCUUCCCCAAACAUACACAAAAAAAAACAAAGAA